AUGGCCUCAGACGGGCGAUGGGCGACAAGGUUUUGGGGGUUUGGACAACUCAAUGCAGAUGGAGUCGCUGAGGAUGAUGCCAGCACACGUAAAGUCUUGGUACUUCAAAUGGGACUGGAGGGGAGGAUGGUCGUCGAUGACUGGCAGAUUCCUCACGGUCUCACGCCCACACUCACGCUCAUGCUCAUGCUGACCGGUGCAGAGUGGGCAAGUGGGACUGAGACUGGGAGCAAGGAAGGUAAGGAAGAAGGAACGAAACGGCAGCAAAAGGAGGACCACCAAGCCUCUACUGCACGUCAUUGGGUGAAAAGCCGGGCAUGGGGUGGAUGGGCGAAUGGGGUCCCUGACGCAAGAAACGGCGAAUAG
This is a messenger RNA of Pochonia chlamydosporia 170, 366 nucleotides long. RefSeq lists its product as hypothetical. The transcript has a single exon. Bases 1 to 366 code for a protein of 121 amino acids. The record is from RefSeq and is a predicted model, not a curated record. Lineage: Eukaryota; Fungi; Ascomycota; Sordariomycetes; Hypocreales; Clavicipitaceae.